Molecule: messenger RNA, 270 nt
Organism: Trypanosoma grayi
Lineage: Eukaryota; Euglenozoa; Kinetoplastea; Trypanosomatida; Trypanosomatidae
Exons: 1
Coding region: 1-270 (89 amino acids)
Source: RefSeq, a predicted model, not a curated record
AUGGUACUGGUGCGCCUGCACCGAGAAGAGAAAGCUCUCCACCACCUCCCCCACACGCACACGGCAGUACUGCUCCGUGGCGGGAUCGUGCAGCAGCUGCAGGAAGAUAUGGUCGCGUGGCAGCUCGUUAAGGAGAGCGUUAAAUAUCGCGCUGAUGCUGCCGCGCAGCUUGUCGUUGUACAGCUGCCGCAGCACCGACUCACGCCGCGCCAUCUCCACGACGGAAUUCACGCCGCUGGGGUGGUACGGCGCGCCCGUGCGCCGGUUUGA